Messenger RNA from Mesorhabditis belari, 261 nucleotides. The record is from the annotation of a GenBank genome assembly. Lineage: Eukaryota; Metazoa; Nematoda; Chromadorea; Rhabditida; Rhabditidae.
AUGAGCGGAAUCGGACAUGGUGCUCAGCCAGGAGGUUGGGGAAUUGGACAAGGUGCACAACCGAAUCAAUGUCCACCAGCUCCCGGAAUUGGUGGUGGCGCUUGCCCAAAUCCAGGAAUCGGUGGAGGAGCUCAACCAGGAGGUUGGGGCAUUGGACAAGGAGCCCAGCCGUCCCAUUGCCCACCACCCGGCGGAAACCCCGGACACUAUGAUCCUUAUGGAAACUCGACUCAACACGGGCAUCACCAUCACCAUCCGCAU